Molecule: messenger RNA, 1911 nt
Organism: Symbiodinium natans
Lineage: Eukaryota; Dinophyceae; Suessiales; Symbiodiniaceae
Source: the annotation of a GenBank genome assembly
AUGGCCGCCGUGGAUGGCAGCAGAGACAUCAUAGAGGUCUCUGUUGGUGACCAAGGCCCGACUCUGCAAGCUCCAGAUUCGACUGCGCGCCUGUUUGGGGACAAUGUGGCGGGCAUCGACCAAGGCCCUGAGGCGGCCGCCUGGCUCUCCGGGGCCCUUGGCCGGCCCUGCCGCCUUCUGCGGCGCUUCGCCGGCUGCAAGCGCACCGCGGCGGGUGCACACUGGGCCGACAUCGCGCCGCUGUUGGUUGUGUCCACAGCAUCACUCCAGGCCUUGGCCGAAGGCACGGGCAAAGAAAUACCCGCGGACCGCUUUCGGCCGAACGUGAUUGUGGAAGGCCCCAUGGAGCCCCACGCGGAGGACACCUGGGAUGAGAUGCGCAUCGGCCCAUUACGUCUCCAACGUCUGGGCCCUUGCGCGCGCUGUGCCAUCGUCGAUGUGGCACAGGGCCAGGGAAAGCGCGACAACGCCGUGUACGGCGCACUGGUGCAGCACCGGGGUCAAGCCGUGUUUGGCCAGUACUACCGGCCCAUCUUGGCGGAGGGCGCGCCACCCUCCGAAAGGACGCUGGAGGCUGGGCACUUCGCCUUGGCUGCCUGGCUACGCGAGGAGUGCGGCGCGGCGCGCGCCGCGAGCUGCCCGGGGGCCCGGUCCACACGCACAGCCAUGCUGGACACAUUGCUUCUGUUGUCGUUGUACAUCUGGGAGGGAUGUAUGCAGGGCAUUGCCUUCGAGACCGUGCCCGCUUUGUUGAGGAAGAAUCCCUGGGCGGUCAGCAAUGGACAAAGUGACGACAAUGAGAGGAUCCUCAACUACUCCGAGAUCCCUUUCCAGAUCAAGUGGCUUCUUUGCUUUGUCGUUGAGUGCAAAGGGCCGGUGCGACAAUUUCACUCCCGUGAGUCGAAGUUGGUGGCUCUUCUCUUUGUGUCGGGUUGUGCCCUGCUCGCGUCUUCCAGCAGUAUGGUGGACAUGCUGAUGCUGCAGCCCCCUGCCAUCUGGUCCCUCGUGCCGCUGAUUGGGACACUCGCGGCCCUAACAGCUUUGGCCGACAUUCUCAUGGAUGGCUGGGGGGUACAGAGGCUGAGGCCCGACCACGCCUCCUUGUGCCAAAGUGUCGGCCUUGAGCUGGGCAUUCUUUUUGCCAGUGAGGUGUUCUUUCACCUCAAGGAUCCCGCGAGCAUGGAGCUUCUCUCCACCGUCUUCAAGGGCACGGGCAUGCUGUCCUUGGCCAUCGCCGGCGGCUUGUUCUUGCGAACUCCUGGACACGCAGCUCCUGCUUCCACACAGGGGCCUGGCGUCAUGCGCCAACUUCUCGGAGUUUUGUGGCAGGAUGCCAGAAUGCAGCACUACCUGUGGCUGCAACUGCUGCUGAAGUUGAUGGGUGGCCACGUGGACUUUCAACGACAGCGCUACGACGCGCUGGGCCUCACUCCGGAGAAGACUGCGCUGUACAACAUCUGGGCGAUGCCUGUCUCGUUCUGCACAGCUUGGCUUGCUGGAACGACUGGCUGGCCAGCCCGCCGCCUCCGACUGCUUUACAUCGGGCUUGCGAUCCUGAACUUGGCAUCCAUUUGGCAUUUGGGCUCUUGUCAGGCUUCCCCGCACGAUGCGCUUGAAACGGGCAGAUUGUACUGGGUGUUCGUGGGCUUGCAUUUUGUGCGAAAGUUGGUGGAGGACGCGGUUUUUGUCCUCGAGGUUGCCAUCAUCAACAUCUUUGGGGCAGGGCACCCUUUGAUUGCUGGUUCAAUCAUCUCUGUGCUGGCGAGUGCCUCAAACUUCUUUGGGUCAUUCCCAGAGCAGUGGAUGCCGACUGCGAUUGAGUCCUGGGGACUUGAGUGGACGAUUCUGAUACACACUGGCCUGGCACUUCUGGCAGCAGUACUUCUUGUCCCCUUCCUUGGGCGUCUUUGA